UACUAAUUAAUGCUGUUUGAUAAAAGCAUGCAAGGUGUGAUUUUUGUCACAAGGGUUGAAAGAGAUUUUCAUGCUAAGUGUGUGACUUGUUAGAAGGGGGUUAAGAGUCCUAGUAUACUUAGAUGAAUCCGCCGUGAAGGAUGGUAUUACUAAUUUAUUUAUCGGUAGACUUGAGAGGGCAGUCCACUGGGCCAUGCUGUGGCGGAGCCAAUAUUUCCCAUCAACGUCGUCUUCAAUCUACUGUACUGCACAAUUGUUCCAAUUGACUCUUCUUCCUCUGGUUCCUUUUCUUCCUCUUCUUCUUCCUUUUAAACCCAUCAAACUCCACUAGACACGACCGUAACUACUCUCCUAAUUCUCCUUGUCCAUCCUCCUCCUUCCAACAAUGCCUCGAGUCAAUACGGAGAGGUUGGCCAGCAACACUAGCUUAACCAUCGGCCUGGGAGAUGCCACGUCGGAGGAUGUCGAUGCUGAUCCUAAUUAUCACAUCGCCUACGGCACCGUCGAGGUUCCGGCCGUGGGGUGGAGCCUCGGCUACCGCGUCUAUGACCGGGAGGAGUCGACCAAAGGCGGCACCAACCCCAAGUCCCGCUCCUUAGGCUCCGACCGAUUCUCCUGCUCGAAGUCGAACCCGCUUCCGUCGCCGACGGCCUCCAAGAACAAGCCGCCCAUCAUCGCCCUGCCCCGCGCCAACGUCCAGGCGGCGUCAGCCUAUGACGGCCGCUCCGUCCGACGCCCCACCCAGUGCAGGUUCUUCCCCAAGGAUAAGAAGAAGAAGCGGCCGGCGGUGUCGGAUGCGGAGCCGGGAUCCCCCAAGGUGUCCUGCGUCGGCAAGAUACUGUCGGAGAAGGAGCGGUGCCGCCUCCGGCGGAAGGAGGGGAGAAAGAAGAGGGGCAGUUGGAUAAAUAUGUUCCGGUGCAUAGGCCACGGCGGCGCCGGAGAAGGAAGCGUCAUCGAGUCUAAAGUGGUGUCGGCGCAGCAGGGUUUGGAUAACUUGUCGCUGAAGGGCGGCGCAGUGUUGACAAAGACGAAGACGGGACAAGGGUCUGCGUCCGUAGACUCUUGCGACAGCGUUAAGGUGCCGGGGCUGGACGCGAUGAAGCGGUUAUCGUCGGGGCGGCGAGCGCCGUCGUGGGGUGAGGAAGCGGAGCUGAAGGCGAAGAUCCGCCGCCCGGUCGGUCCGGACGAAUAGCGGAUGAAUCGGGUUUGGAAUUUCGGGCACAGCGGGGCCCACGUGCUCCUUUCUUUCCGAAAGGACCAUGACUUUUCUCGUCGAAGAUAUUUGGAGGAAAAGGAAUGAGAUCAAUAAACUUU
Messenger RNA from Zingiber officinale, 1314 nucleotides. RefSeq lists its product as uncharacterized. NCBI's taxonomy places the organism in Eukaryota, Viridiplantae, Streptophyta, Magnoliopsida, Zingiberales, Zingiberaceae. The transcript is spliced from 2 exons. The coding region runs from base 386 to 1192 and encodes 268 amino acids. The record is from RefSeq and is a predicted model, not a curated record.